Charadrius vociferus (killdeer) is the source of this 738-nucleotide messenger RNA. Its product is annotated as PHD finger protein 7-like. The transcript is spliced from 6 exons. The coding region runs from base 1 to 738 and encodes 245 amino acids. The record is from RefSeq and is a predicted model, not a curated record. Lineage: Eukaryota; Metazoa; Chordata; Aves; Charadriiformes; Charadriidae. Gene Ontology annotation, cellular component: nucleus.
AUGCCUGCAAGAACGCGGAAGGCCCCCGCCUCGACGCAGCAGGUGUGCAUGCUGUGUCGCCGGGCAGAGGCUGACCCGGCUAUCUGCGGGCGAAAGCUGGAAAAGCAAGGCCUCUAUGCCCACGUGUUUUGCCUGCAUUUUGUCAAAGAGCUUUCUAAGGAACAAAAUAGGGGUGGAGUUCGCCUGGAAGAUAUCAGACGUGUGAUCAAGCAGGCGGAACGGAAGCACUGUGUCGUCUGUGGCGAGAGUGGGGCCACCAUCACCUGCCGGGAGACAGGCUGCGACCGCAGUUUCCAUCUUCCCUGUGCUGUGGAGGGUGGAUGCGUCACCCAGUUCUUUGGGCUCUACAGGUCCUUCUGCUGGGAGCACCGCCCGGAGCAGGAAUUGGAGGUGGCUCCGGCACAGGAAACCACUUGCCUCAUCUGCCUGGACCGUGUGGAGGACGGAAAGUCCUACAGCACCAUGGUGUGCCCAGCGUGCAAACAUGCAUGGUUCCACAGAGGCUGCAUCCAGAAUCAGGCUAUCCACGCUAGUGCCUCUGGCUUCCAUUGCCCACAUUGUCGAAAUGAAUACCGAUUCACGAUGGAAAUGCUCACUAUGGGGAUCCGGAUCUUCUUCAGUCCGCCAUCACGGGAGGAGAGACAGAGAUACACAGCACAAAGUGAGAGGCACAUCCGCUGCGACGCCAGGGAGUGCCUCUGCCCAGGAGGCAGGGAGCAGGCAGAGGAAGAGGGGUGA